AUGUGUCACAUGGUGUCCAGCUGCAAGUGGCAGCAAGCAGAAGCUGAAGAAGUCAUUCAGCAGGGUGACAGAUGUCGAGGUGUGGGAGACCUGUCUGUGGUGGUCCUAAGAGCAUCAACCAAGUUUUAUUGGAAAUUUGUACCUUUCCUUUUCACCAUUGAGGGCAUCAACCAGAAGGGCCACCUCUUACCCAACAUCACAUUGGGUUAUAGUAUCUAUGAAAAAUUUUUCAAGAUAGAAAUGACUACAGAUCCUUUAUUGGACCUGCUCUCAGAUGGGGUGGCCAAUGUGCCCAAUUACAGGUGUGGAAGACAGAAAAACACAGUGGCUGUUCUGGAAGAGUCUGAGGCUGGCAUCUCCAUCCAGAUUUCUACCAUGUUGAGUACCUACAAAGUCCCUCAGAGAUCAGUGAAGAACAGAGAUAUGAAGAUGGAAGCUCCAAAGCUGAAGGCUUGGCAGCUUCACCCCUUCCUUCAAAGCUCCCAGUUUUACAAUAAUUCCAUAGAAGGGGUAUAUUUGGAUGAGAAAGGAGAUCUUACAGCUGACCUGGACAUUGUGAACUGGAUUGUUUCCCCAAAUAAUUCUGUCAAGAGAUUGAAGUCUGGGACUCUAGAAAAACAGGAAUCCCAGGAUUUUAAAUUAUCCAUUGACCUGAAGAGUAUUGCACAGGUGGAAGUGCUAAGCAAGAGAACCACGAACAAUAAUCUUCAAUUUUCAUACAAACUAUUCACUGAGUCUAUGCCCUUGCCUCCUUCUACAUGUGUGGAAAGCUGCCAGCCUGGAUUCAUGAAGGUGGCUCAGGAAGAGAAGCCCAUCUGCUGCUAUGACUGUCAUCCUUGUGCAGAAGGAACCAUCUCCACCAUGGAAGAUGCUGAAAAAUGCAUAAAAUGUACAGUAGAUCAGCAUCCAAACAUUAACCAAGAUGAAUGUAUACCUAAGACUGAAACUUUCCUAUCCUAUCGAGAAAAUUUGGGGAUCAUUCUAGCUUCCGUUGCAAUGUUCCUGUGUUUAGUAACAUCUUUUGUCUUGGGAAUCUUCAUUAAAUGGCGAGAAACACCCAUAGUCAAAGCCAACAAUCGGGACCUUUCCUACAUCCUCCUGGUCUCCCUCCUGCUUUCAUUCUUGACAUCGUUCUUAUUCAUUGGCCAGCCAAGAAGAGCCACUUGCCUUCUCCAACAAACAACCUUUAGCAACAUUUUCUCAGUUGCCAUUUCUACAGUCUUGGCCAAAACAGUCACUGUUGUAUUAGCAUUCUUUGCCACAAAACCAGGGAAUAAUUUACAGAGAUGGCUAGGGAAGACCUUGGCCAAUUCUAUCAUCCUUUCAUGUUCUGGUUUCCAAGUUGUCCUCUGCAGCAUCUGGUUGGACACUUCUCCCCCAUUCCCUGAGUCAGACAUGCACUCACAAUCUGCAGAGAUCAUCCUGCAAUGCAAUCAAGGCUCUGUUGCCAUGUUCUACCUUGCCCUUGGCUACAUGGGUUUCCUGGCUAUUAUCUGCCUCACAGUGGCUUUCCUGGCCAGGAAUCUCCCUGGGGCUUUCAAUGAAGCCAAGCUCAUCACUUUCAGCAUGCUGGUCUUCUGCAGCGUCUGGAUCUCCUUUGUACCUACCUAUAUGAGCACCAAAGGGAAGUAUACAGUGGCUGUGCAGAUCUUCUCCAUCUUGGCCUCAAGUACUGGCAUGCUAUGCUGCAUCUUCAUCCCCAAAUGCUACAUUGUUUUUUUA
Messenger RNA from Protobothrops mucrosquamatus (brown spotted pit viper), 1722 nucleotides. RefSeq names its product vomeronasal type-2 receptor 26-like. Gene Ontology annotation, biological process: G protein-coupled receptor signaling pathway. The transcript is spliced from 7 exons. The record is from RefSeq and is a predicted model, not a curated record. Lineage: Eukaryota; Metazoa; Chordata; Lepidosauria; Squamata; Viperidae. Gene Ontology annotation, cellular component: membrane. The annotation marks the transcript as partial. Gene Ontology annotation, molecular function: G protein-coupled receptor activity.